Messenger RNA from Macrobrachium nipponense, 4814 nucleotides. RefSeq names its product protein regulator of cytokinesis 1-like. The coding region runs from base 159 to 2153 and encodes 664 amino acids. The transcript has 14 exons. The record is from RefSeq and is a predicted model, not a curated record. Gene Ontology annotation, biological process: microtubule cytoskeleton organization; mitotic spindle midzone assembly. Gene Ontology annotation, cellular component: cytoplasm; spindle; mitotic spindle midzone. Gene Ontology annotation, molecular function: microtubule binding. NCBI's taxonomy places the organism in Eukaryota, Metazoa, Arthropoda, Malacostraca, Decapoda, Palaemonidae.
CGUACCUCUGGCAACCACAACCACCUUCCUGGUGACGUCACGAAACUUUCCUCCAAUCAGCGACGCGGGUUUCAGAUGUGAGCACGUUUUGAAACAAGGAGGGCGUUGUGUACUGUCUUAUUUUGGUGAAAUAUUUGUGUUUAUGGUAAUCCUUCAAAAUGGAGAGUUUACAUGAAGAGGCUCUCAUAACAGAAUACAGGAAAACAUCCCAACAGUUACAGUUAAUAUGGGAUGAAAUUGGCUUUGAUGCAGAAUGCCGUGAGGUUCGAGUGAGCCAUGUUAAUGCAGAAGUAAAGGUUCUUUUACAAAGCAUGGUUGAAAAAGAAAAACAGUUUAAGAAGAAGAUGGAGUCAGACAUUGCAAGAUUAGGGCAGCAGUUUUACAAUCUGAAUAAAGAUCUGCAUACCAAAAUUGCUGAAACAGCUGAGAACUUUAGUUUACUGGAGCUGGAGAACUUUCUGCGUAAGAACGUUGAGAUACUGAUGAAAGAAGUGAGGAAACGAACUGCCCGUCUGAAGGAAUUACAAAUUGUUGAAGAGGAGCUAUGUAAAAGGCUGGUAGAGGAACCAUUAGAAACUCCUGGUUCAAGAGUUCCAGCACUAGAUGAUAUUGAACAGUUGGAAAGAAGAAUACGGACAUUGGAACAAGAAAAGGUGAAUCGGGAAAAAACUUUUCAGCAUCUCCAGAGUACAAUAUUGGAGUUACAUGAGGCCUUGGAACACAAGCCAAACUGUACAUUUGAAUUUGACAUAAUAGCAGGCAUGGAGUACUUUGUGUUGAGCCAGCGAAAUCUUCAGAAAAUGAAGGCGAUGAAAGUAGAAUUGGAGCAAAAGCUGGAACAAAAUCAGGAAGAGAGCUGCGACUUAAAAAAUCAGAUACAACGCCUUUGGGAUCAGUUGGAAGUUGAGGAGCAGGAACGUAAUGAUUUUUUGUCAAAUGUUGAAGGUCAUGCCCCAUCUACAAUUACCAAGCUUCAAGAAGAACUCGGGCGUCUGAAGGCAAAACGGCAGCAGAAUUUAUCCAAGUGCAUCAACAAAAUGCGCCGUGAGAUUGAGGAUUAUUGGGAGAAAUGUUACAUUAGUGAAGAGGAGAGAAACAACUUUACAGAUUAUAUCUCAGACGAAUAUUCCGAAGAAGUUCUGGAAUCGCACGAACAGCAGGUUCACAAGCUGACCAAGUACUAUAAUGACAACAUAGCUAUAUUUAACAAGAUUGAGCAGAGAAAGGAGUUGUGGGAGAAAUUCGUUGAUCUUGAGGAGCGAGCAAAUGAUCCAAAUAGAUACGGUAACAGAGGCGGAGCACUACUCAAGGAAGAAAAGCAAAGAAAAACUGUAAAGAAAGAUUUACCGCUGAUUGAAAAAGAGCUCACUACCAUGAUUUUAAGUUGGGAGGUGGCUCACGGCAAGACUUUUGAAGUAAUGGGCAUGAGCAUUGGAGAUUACAUGGAUAAUGAGUGGUGGCAGUAUCGUGAAAGGAAGGAAAAUGAAAAGAAGAAAAAGCAAACCGAGCGUGUCAGCAGGCUGAAUUAUGAGAGUCGAAUGGGAACAAGGCCACCUGCUGUGAAGAGGCGACUGCCAUCCAAUGACACGUUGAGGACAUCUAAAUUACAGCGUGUUAGUGAAGAUCAUCCAUUGAGCGCGAAGUCAAAAAACAUAACUAGGAUGGCUCUGCGAGAGAGGAACCAAAAUUCUGUUAGGGAGGGACACAACAGCAGUGAGGUGUCAACAUAUUCUCAUUUUGCUGAGGGCAUACACCGCCGAAGUCAGAAGGAUAACAUUAGAAGUUCAUCUGUCAGUGGUAGCCACAAGGCCUCAACAUCAAUUUAUAGACAGUCCCCACAUCGUCUCCCACCAGGUCUUCCAAAAACUCCCAAGAAUGUGCCAAGAGUCUCUACACGUUGCUCUCCCAAGACCCUACCGAGAGCCCCUACCCGUUGUUCCCCUCGUCUGAGUGGGACACUUUCAGCCAGACGGUCAUCAAAGGCUAUGUCGUCGUCUCGCAUUCCAUUCUCCCCAUCCAGUUUAGGUAAAUCAAGAAACCUCUCGAGAGUAAAUUUCUCCCCGGGAGCAUCACCGUUGUUCAAAUCUCCACACUCUAGAUCGAGACAGAGCUCUUCUCCUAGCAAGUGGCAUAAAUUGACCUUCCUAAUCUAGCCUAGCACAAGGUUUUAGGACAUGGUUAAUAUUAUAGACUGUAGUUUGAUUAUUAGAGCAGGCAUGUUAAACUGAGGGUAACAUUUGUGGUUUUGAAAUCGAUUGAAAGGUAUUAGACUAUUUCCAAGUGUAAAAAAACAUUCUGAAGAAAGAAAAACAUGGGGGUUUUCAUGUGAACGACGCAUAUUUAUCCAAUGUAAAUUAUAAAAACUGUGAUGUGGCCAUUAAAUUACCAAAUUACAGUAUCCUUUAUGUGGGCCUUAUGUGCUUGCAAAGGGUCACAUGUUUAACAUGCCUGUGUUAGAGGGAUUGAUUUUUUGUUCAUUUUCAGGACACUUGAAUCCCAAGUGGGAUUGCUAUAAUAUGCAAAUAUGUUGGCCAAAUUUAGUGAGAAAAUCAGGCAUUGGGGCAUAUUGUACACUGUAAAUUGUUUUGGGGAUUUUUAGCACUCUUCCUUUCUUUAUGCCAAAGGAUUUUCAGUGGUCGCAUAUAAUUAAACUUGUUACCUAUCAGAUAACAUAGGUUAGUUCUAACAGCAUAUAUAUAUAUAUCACUGACUAUAUCUUUUACAAGUAUGCUAUAAUUAAUUUCUUUCAGGCUUGAUCAACUGUUUUUGAUGUUUUUAGAUGUACAAAUAACCCUUGGCCUAGACUUGGUUACAUUCCUGACUACUGGUCAUAAGAUAGAAAGAUGUACAAACUGCAUUUGCAAAGGUCGCAAGUCUGUGACAAUCUGCUUCAAAUAUUUGUGUCAAUAUUAAGCUUAUAGUAUUAUUAAUCUUUCUCACUGCUCAUUUUCGUUUCUGUAGUCAAUAAUUGGUUUGGAAAAAAUAAGUAGAUAAGUCAGUCUAGUUUAGAAGACAAUCUGGGUUUUGUUGUUUAUGAGGUACAGUGAUUGGAGAAAAUAUAAUGUGAACCUGAUGUCAAGUUUUGCAUUGGAGUCUCGAUUCAGGAAGGCUAGAAAAGAUGGGUGUUCAAGAAAAUGACUGGCUUUGUUGGGAAAAUUAUGAAUACAUGAGGGAUCUAGUGUCUACAGUAUAUGUUUAUUUAGAGGCUGUGUAAAUAAUGUAUAUAAGAUUUUUUUCUUGCUUUUUAACUUACAAGUCCUGCUCAGAACUCUCUCUAAUAUUUCUUAUUGAUUUUUAGAAGAUUUUUACUGUGAAUAGUAACUCUUUUUAUACUUUAUUUUUAGAAAUGCAAUUUGGAAGGUGUGAGAUGUACAUGUGAUACAUAGAAGUUUGGCUAGAAGUGUUAAGAGAGAGUUGUAAAUGCAAGGCCAAAGUUCAAAAUUAUUAUUAUACUGUAUUAAUAGUUUCGUCGCACUAGAGAGUUAACAUUAUCUGCAGUCAAGGCCUAAGGUUCAAGUACAUAAUAAACUUUCAAGAAUAUACUGAAAUAAGUCCAGGGAAGGUGGGAUUUUUAGAUAGUGAUAAUAGUUCAAGCAGUUGGGACUGCAGGCAACUUGUCUUCAAAGACCUUACUGUUAAUACAUGUUUAACCAAGUCACUGACUUAAUUGUAAAGGACAUGAUUUCAGUUUUAUGGACGGGAUUUAACAUAAUUUUCAAAGCGGAAAAGUGGGUCAUGAAUAUUGUUUUUUGAUUUGAAAAGAUUUGGUAGUGAUGGCUAGUAAGUUUUUGUUUUGACAUUUGUAAAAAUGAUGUACAUAUACGUAUAUUUAAACUUCUGAAUGUUGUUAAAAAGUUCAAUGUAGAAAUACUGAAAAAUGAAAGCUCUAGAGUUAAUAAAAGGCCUGUACAGAGUUUAAUGGGGUUGGUUAAAAGACUUACUUUUCUCGUGUUCCUGGGCAAAGUAAUACAAAGAACUAUAAAAGCCUUUUCGAGUACAUGCAGGGGCCUGGAAAAGAUCAUUUGGGCUAAUAUGUGCUCCCUAAACUGUCCCUUGUGAUAGGGUAGGAUUCUAAGUGUGGCAUAGCAAAGGUUUUUUCUGUAAUUCAUAAAUAAAAAAGAUUAUCUUUUAGUUCUGAGGGCUGCUUCUGUGCAUUUGUGGUUACAUUCCGGAUGUCAUUUGUUUUUUGUUGUAGACUUUCCAUAUUACGUUUGUUAGGUAAAAUUUUGUGUGAAAUCCUGUGUUAAGCAAAAAGUACAGUAAAUUUUUCUGUGGCGACAACACUUGUAUCCUGGGUCUUUUGAAAAACUCAGACAAUGAAAAUUUAGAUGUGAAGUUAUAAACUUUCUAGAGAACAUGUUCUGCUUUUUACAGUAACUAUUUAUCGUGUAAAUAGCUUCAUUGUACAUAAAAUUUUAUUCGCCUUAAAAGUUUGUUGAACUUUCAAGAUUUAUAGCUAGUGUAUAAUUAUAACAAUGUACUACAUGUGUUUGGAUUGGAACAUAAUCAUGGUCAUUGAAAAGAGUGGAUUUGUUAGGUAUUUUGUCCUGUGUUUUCUUUGUGUACUUUUCCUCCUGAAAUUCCUUCCAUUUCUUCUAUAGUCAUUUGUGGAGUAUAGUUGUGAUGUGACAACUAGGAGGGACAGCAUGCCAAAUAAUUCACGUUUAUUGUACAAAUUACAGUUUAGCAGGUCCAGAUACAUGUUAAGCAGCUGCAAUUGUAGUAUAUAUAUAACUUUUUUCCUGUUUGAGCUUUAAACCCUAAUCAUAUUUGUAUUUUUUGUAACCGAAAUAAAACUUGAUAAUGUACACUAA